Frankliniella occidentalis (western flower thrips) is the source of this 1628-nucleotide messenger RNA. RefSeq lists its product as uncharacterized. The record is from RefSeq and is a predicted model, not a curated record. The transcript has 2 exons. NCBI's taxonomy places the organism in Eukaryota, Metazoa, Arthropoda, Insecta, Thysanoptera, Thripidae. Bases 898 to 1215 code for a protein of 105 amino acids.
CUUGUGGCCUGUCGCGCCUGCGACCUGUCGCGCUUGUAGCCUGUCGCGCCUGCGAGCUGUCGCGCUUGUGAACCGUCGCGCUUGCGAAUGUCGCGCUUGUGACCCGUCGCGCUUGCGAACUGUCGCGCUUGUGACCCGUUGCGCCUGUGCUUCUUCGCGCUUGUGACCUACGUCGGUAAAGUUAUCAGGCUAUAGUUCAGGCUAUAGCCAUGGCUAUGGCUAUAGUCGUAAGGAAUAUUGCAUUUCGACUAGGAGUACCCUGCUCAGAGGCUAGCAAAGCUGAACGUGAGAAAUUGAGCAGGCGCAAAAUGGGAUGGAUCAAGCAGAUCAAGCAUCAAGGGGAUGGAUCAAGAGGUUUCAAUAUUUGAAACAGAGGCCAAAACUUGUAAUAAUAUGUAAUAACAUGAGAGAAGGGCCCUUCUCUCAUGGUAAUAAGAAUUUGAAAUUGAUUUUAAAGCUAUUCAUUCAUGGUUCCUGGAAGAACUGUCGAGCGAAAGCCUUUUCCCGCCGUUUUUGUUGUGCUGUGAGUGUCAGGGCGUGUGGUGUGGUGAGUGUGGUGUGGUGGAAGGUCGUUGCAAUCCAACCAUGGCUCCAUUCUUGCAGUUCGAUAUAGAACGUAGUUGGUGUGGUAAACAUUGCGACAAAAAUAAUAAUAAAAAGAAUUUUAAAUGGUGGUUGGUCUGAAGAGCUGAAGAAGAAAUUCGAAGAGCUGAUGCCGAAGAGCUGAAGCCGAAGAGCUGAAGCCGAAGAGCUGAAGCCGAAGGGCUGUUUGUGCCGAUUGGUCGUAAAGACAAACAGGACAGUCCAGCGUACUUCACCAAAAUGGAACGAGAACGCCUUCACAGGUGAAUUUUCCUGUUCGGAGCGGAACAGAAGCGGGUGUGAAAUGACUCUCGCAUGAGACAUUGGCCUGCCUCCAACGAUAAUGUCAUCACCAUUUUUGUUGAAAAAUUCGGUAGUAGGGGACCAAAGCGCCGGCGGGCCAAAUCGAAAGCUCAGGCAGUGGAGCUAUCGGGGCGAUCCCCUGAUGAUAAGACAUCCACAGUUGCAGCUUAUGAUGGGAACUUGAGGCAAGUAAUUGUGUUUGUGAGGCUCCUCAUCCCAGCUGAAGUAGCUCGUCUGACAAUACUAAAUCCACUAUUAAUCCUAUUUUAUAGUCCGACUAAAGUUAAGAACGCAACUAGGCUUCUACGAAGAUCUACAAAGAUUGUGUGAUAGCAAUGAAGUGUAAAUAAGCUUCAUUAUCCCCUUUGAUUAACACCUUUGAUGUGUUUUCUGAUUCGGGAGUAGACAUGCACGCCGACCCUACUUUUGGCGGCGGCGGCGGCGUGAGGGCAAAAUUUAGCCAGCGGCGGCGGCGUCGCCGGCGUUCACGCCAAUGGUAUCAUCGGCGGCGGCGGCGGCGUUUCAAGCGCUUCUUGUUCAAAUGAGCGCUAAUUUUGAAUAUGUUGAAUUAAAAAUGUUAAAUUCACAACAAUUUUAAUGGUCUAGAGCAUUAUCACUUCUUGUUGGAAUGGGUCGGAGUAGCGAGAGGACUGCACGUUUGGUAGCCUGUCUUUGGGCACCAAUUGGGCUCCAAAAGUGACGAAUUUGGACCGCGCCGCCGGCUACGCCGCCGAUAAUUUUAA